Molecule: messenger RNA, 1577 nt
Organism: Durotheca rogersii
Lineage: Eukaryota; Fungi; Ascomycota; Sordariomycetes; Xylariales; Xylariaceae
Product: F-box domain-containing protein
Exons: 1
Coding region: 195-1289 (364 amino acids)
Molecular function (GO): protein binding
Source: RefSeq, a predicted model, not a curated record
GGGCUUUUUAAAAUUUCCAAUACGUGACAGAUUAACGCCGGUACUUGUUUUCUGUGCUUCUAGUUUUCUUCGGACCCGCUUUUAUUUUCCCCUAGCGCGUCCUCAACGCAUUCGCGACGUGCCGCGACGUGCCGCGACGUGCAACGACUGCACAUGUUUUGCGCUUCUCAACUCCUCAAGCAACGCCGCCAACGAUGUCGAAUCCUUCUCUCGAGCCAGAAAUACUCAUCUCUCGUCUAUCCCAUCGUCCCCGCCACCUCCUCAGAGCCAUGAUCACGGUCACGGCCCCGCCAAAACCUCCAGAUUCAACGCUGGCUGACCGUCUCCGGACUGACCGUGUCUCGUCACUCGGCAUCCUCGAUCGUCUCCCGCCGGAAAUCAUGUCAAUUCUCCUUGGUAUGCUCGAUAUCCAGUCAAUUGUACGUUUCGCAAGCGUUUCUUUCCGAGGCAACAUGUUCGUUCAAUCGCAGCGUGCAUAUCGAGACCUGGUCGUAUUUGCUCCACAGGUGCUUUUGGCGUUGGGCAGGGUAGGCCUGAUCGGUCUUCAUUCCGUCGUUGAACUCCACACCGCUUUGCGAACGGGGCGGUGUGCAACUUGCACCGAAUACGGCGCGUUUCUAUUCCUUCCUACCUGUGAGAGAUGCUGCUGGGAAUGCCUCCGUUACAACCCGUCGUUACGGGUGCUUUUACCCAAGGAAGCAAAAACAUAUUUUGGCCUCUCGGAGCGGCAUCUUCAACGGCUACCUACCCUUUGCGUUAUCCCUGGCAACUAUGGCAUAUCCGCCGACCCUGCACCGGAACAUUGCAGGCUUGUUAGCGUAAAGGCAGCGAGAGGUCUUGGACUUAUGGUGCAAGGGUCUACGGAAAAGCUAGCACAGGCUAUGGCGAGGAGAUGCAAGUCCACAAGUCUCCUCGUCGUCGGUCGAUACCUUCAGGGCGAGCCAGCGGUAUCCCAAGGUCAAGACUCGCUGUUACUGCCAAGCCAAGGCAAUAUUCCGACUGAUAAUUUCUUUGGCAUGGCUUCCAUUCCGUUCCCUUCACUCUCAAAGUCGGGGAGGAUCGAGGACGGUCUGUGGUGUCGGGGCUGCGAAGUCACCCUCCGCCGAUACGAUUCCCUGCGCUUACCUCGGGAUAUGCUUGCGGCCGUGGUGCCAUCGAAUUGUGAGCCACAGCGGGUGCUACUCGGCUUGGAAAGGCGGGCCCGAUCGAAGCAGUCAUUCUUAGAUCACAUUAAGCACUGCUACGGCGCACGGCAAUUGGUUCCUGAAUUGGCGACAGUAAACGAUUGACAUUGGACAGUUUCAGUACGAAAGCUACCUAGACAGCAACUCUAGGGACGAUGGCAAAACUCAACAUGACACAUUGACUGCAUUCCGGCCCGACAACUAACUCCAGACUGCUGCGUCGUUCUCAUUGCCCACUCCGCCACAUCAACUUAUCUAUCCUACUCGCAGCCUCGUACUUGUACUUCUCCGCCCGACAUCCAGCUCAGUCCCUAGGAUACCGACCCCGAUAUUCUGUUGUAGCCUUGUCUUCCUUUGGAAGGUGUUUGGGACAAUAGUUGCGUGAUAUCUUGU